GGCGAUGAAUGCGUUGAGCGGGCGUUUGGCGACGAGUGGAUACAAAUACGUGAAUGCGUUACUGACGGCGACGAGUACUUCGCCAAACAGAAAGAUAAGGUGUCGUCUCUCGCGCCUCCUCUCCGAUACACGCCAUGGAUUGUCAUCGAAAGAAAACACAGCAAAGCGUCUGAAGUGCACUUAACCCGCGCUGUUUGCGACUCAUUUGAAAGCAAAUGGAAGCCGUGGGCGUGUUAUGCACCACCACCCGCCCUCCCAAAGCCUACCGUCGAAAUACAUUACGAGCCUCUGAACACUGAGUCUCAAAGCUUUAUUGUCGCCCAAUUAAAUCAUCUGAAGACACACGUCGAUGAGAUCAUCACUUUAGAUAUUGUUCCGUUCGGUAGAACCGUUAAGAACAGCGACAAUACCUUCCAGUGUCCCAACGAUGAGGAAUGCCAUACGUUUAAGCAUCAUGCGUGUGUUAUAACUCUAUUUAUGGAGAGUAAACCCGUGGAGACAUUAAAUUUCUUGGUCUGCGUUUUUGGUUCCGAUAUGACAAAUGUGCCGAAAGUGACCGAAAACUGUGCCAAUGAAUACUUUACCGAUCCGUGGGUUGAUAUUGACACCUGUGCUAAGAGUAAAGGCGACCAAAUUCUUCAAACUUACGCCGAGAGAGUGGAGAACUUAAAUCCUAAGUUAUCGCACAUCCCAUGGAUUUUAGUGAAUGGAGAACACGAUUUAGAAGCGGAAGACAAUCUGAUACAAGAAAUAUGUGAAAUUUUCUAUGCGACUGAUAAGCCGUCUCAAUGUAUUCCCGAAUUGAUAACCGUUUCCGUGAAUUACCAAAACAUGGAGACAUCGGUCGCCAAUUUUGUGGCGAAUCAACUCAAACCAUAUCAUCCAUACUUUGAAGAAUUAGCGGCACUUGAUUUUGUUCCCUUCGGUCUCACACAACGAGACGGCACUGGCUUUAAAUGUCCUCAAAACGAAGUCCAGUGUAACGCAAACAAAGUUCACGCGUGCGUUUUUCAUAAUUUUUGGGAUAAACUCGAUCAUUCAAAUGCCAUGGAUUUGGAUGAAAGCCGGUACCGAACGCUUGGAUUCUUAGUCUGUGUGUUCGCCAAGAACUCAGCGAAUCCUAUUGCAGAUGCGGAACAGUGUAUUGAACAGGAAAUCGGCGAUUAUUGGGCCGAUUUAAUCAAUCCGUGCGCCACCGGACCCGAUGGCAUCACAUUAUAUGAAGAAUUGGCUAAGAAAACAGAUGUAUUGAAUCCAAAAAUAUCCAAAGUGCCCUGGGUCACUAUUGACAAUACAUAUAAGAUCGAAGCGGAAACUAAUUUUGUGCAUUCCAUAUGUGAUUCAUAUCCGUUGGUUAAACCACCUGUCUGCUCCUCAAUUGGUAAAAUCUUGGUUAACAUUGGAUUAUACUAUUCAAGCGAUGAGACCACUCGUAAUUGGGUUAUCAAUGAAUUGAAACCCUUGUACGCGGAAUCUACUCCGACUCGUGCGGCACCGAGACUGCAGACAAUAUUGAGUUCAUUGUUUAUACCGUGGGGUCAGACCAUCUAUAAUGAAGCCGACGCUGAAAACCCAUUUACGUGUCCCAAAGAAAAUGAAUGCUUAGCCAACAGAAUACAUGCAUGUGCUAUCGACCAGUACUUGGAUAAACCGAGAGGAGUGCUACACAUCACUGAAUUUAUUAUCUGCUUCUAUAGUGAGCAAACCUGGAGUACAAACCCGGCGGAAGCGGGCAAUGUGUGCGCCAAUAAAGUUUGGGUAUUAGAAGCCUGGCCACAGAUCGUGUCCUGUGCCACAAUCAAUACACCCGACAAUAUCAACACUUAUCUCAAAAUGAAACAGAAAACCGAUUUAGCGAAGCCAACCAAACUGCCGUGGAUUACCAUUAAUAACGUGCAAAACAGUAACGCAGAGACCAAACUGUUGGAAACUGUUUGUGACAACUAUUCGGGUCUUAGACCUGAUAACUGUCCGACCAUUGGACCAACUGCUGAACCCACUCUACCAACUGGAGUGACAGGUGGACCAACAGAUCUGCCAACAACACCGCCAACAGCAGACACACCACUGCCAACACUACCGCCAACACAACCAGAGACAUCUCCGCCGACAUCUCCGCCGACGUCACCGCCAACUCCACCGAAUCCAACUGAUCCCUCGCCGACCCCCACAACUGACGGCGCUCUUACAAUCGCUAUGUCU
Medioppia subpectinata is the source of this 2202-nucleotide messenger RNA. NCBI's taxonomy places the organism in Eukaryota, Metazoa, Arthropoda, Arachnida, Sarcoptiformes, Oppiidae. The record is from the annotation of a GenBank genome assembly.